AUGAGGAAUCCCGUCGCCUGUGUCUCGUGCCGGAGCGCGAAGCAGAAGUGCCUACACCAAAACGGCCCGCCGUGCGACCGCUGCAAGCAGACUGGCCGCGCUGCUCUUUGCGAAUUCCCAGCCCCAGGCACGAGCGCAAUCCAUCGCAAGCCAAAACGGCCCCGCCCAUCAGAGGAUGCACAAGAAGCAAAACGAGACUCGCUACCUUCAACAAGCUCACAGCAGCAUGCAGCCAAAGCUGCCGCCGUAGCGCCCCACGUGCCGAACGGCAGUGCCGCUACAGUGGCCCUCUCCCCGACUACGGCAUCGUCACUCCUCGACGGCCUAGAUCCAUUUGACCUGCUCACAGAUGAAGUAAAGAAUAGCUAUCUACGCUGCUCGUACAAAUGGAGCUUCCAUCACACUCCCACGCUCCUGUUGCGCAUUCGCGAUCGCACCCUAGAGCCAUGGAUGGUGUGGGCGAUGCUGGCGCUGGCGAUACGAUUCGUCAAAGACCCGCCAGCGCCCUUCACGACGCAGACCGAGGCUAGUAAUGCCUUCGCUGCCCAUGCACGCCAAAUCCUGCAGUCUGACCUUGAGACGCCCUCCAUUUCCCGCGUUCAGGCCCUUUUGAUGCUUACAGGGCACGAUUGGGGCGCUGGGAAUGGACGUCGCGCCUGGAUUUAUCUCGGCAUGGCGAUACGGCUGGUAGAGGUCAUGGACCUGACGCAGGAGCUCAAGGUGCCGAGGAACCGCAUGCCUACGCGCGAAGAGUUCAUCGACGCCGAAGUGCGCAGACGAACAGCAUGGACUUGCUUUCUAAUGGAUUCCCUGCUGAGCGGCGGUAAGGGGCGAAAAAGGUCCCUAGCUGCUGCCGACAUGGCCAUCCAGCUUCCCUGUGAGCGAGAGAGCUUCGUUUUUGGGGAGCCCAUAUGCACAGAGCAACUUGACCAGACGAUCCGCAUGCCAUCCGUAACACUCCCCGUUGGCGAGAUAGGCAUCAUUGGGUACAGUAUGCGUGCUGCCAAUAUCUGGGGCAAGGUUGCCCGGUGGGCAUGCUCCGAGGACCUCAAGACUGAACUCCCGUGGUCAUCUGCUUCACAAUUUCAGCAGCUCAUCCAUGAGCUCGAGGGGUGGAAGAACUCGCUGCCACAGCGGCUACAGUACGAUCUAUUCACCCUCCACAGUCACAACGCUGUCGAACAGGGCCAGGCGUACUGUUACAUGCAUUGCAUCCACUUCAUGUCCUGCAUGUUCCUGCAUCGCGCCUACUUACCUGUACUAGGACCACAGCAGAAUGGUUGUGGCGCGGAUGAGACACCAAACUCGUAUAACGAGCACAACGACAUGUGGAGGAAUUGGCAAAAGACGUCGCGCAAACAGUUGUUCCGGGAGUCGACUAUGGUCUUGGAGAUGCUUGAGGAGAUGCGCAAUUUUGGCGUCUACUUCCUCCGUGGACUAGUACCUUGGAUAGGGUUUACCAUAUAUACAGCAGUUGGCGUGAUGCUGUACUCGUUCAACUUUCCUAGUGGCGACGACGACCCGCGGUGGCGCGAGAAAACGCGAGAGUGCGUGCUUCAAGGGUGCAUUUUCUUGAAGGACAUGAAAACCCAGUGGCCAAUGGCUGAGACUUGGUUUGAGACUAUCAAGCGCAUGCAAGCAUACUAUCGCUCUGUCCUCGGCCAAGACAAGCCAGCCUCGCCAGAAGAACGACAGGCUCUUCGACGCGCCAUGAUCGAUUACGGUGCACUCCAGCCAUCGCCAGUCCAGAACCCUACAGACUCUUCAAAAUUACCAGACGCGACCAUUGUUCGGACGAGUAUGACUCCGUCUCAACAACCCGCUGAUCUCAAAACCCUUCCCAUCACCCUCCACAAUCAAAAUCAAAACCUCCUCAGUCCCCCUACAACCACACCAAUGCCCAACGAGUACUCCUCGACGUUCACCUGGAACACGCCACACGCGAUACCGCCACUAGAGGCCGACGAGACCUUUAACCUCGACUCAUUCGACCUAACGAACGCGGAGUUGGAGGAGAUGAUGAUGAAUGCUACACAGGAGUUUUGGGCAAGUUUUCCGGGUGAAGUGGGUGUUGGUUAUCAAUAA
This is a messenger RNA of Cucurbitaria berberidis CBS 394.84, 2085 nucleotides long. RefSeq lists its product as uncharacterized. The transcript is spliced from 4 exons. Gene Ontology annotation, cellular component: nucleus. Bases 1 to 2085 code for a protein of 694 amino acids. Gene Ontology annotation, molecular function: zinc ion binding; DNA-binding transcription factor activity, RNA polymerase II-specific; DNA binding. Lineage: Eukaryota; Fungi; Ascomycota; Dothideomycetes; Pleosporales; Cucurbitariaceae. Gene Ontology annotation, biological process: DNA-templated transcription; regulation of DNA-templated transcription. The record is from RefSeq and is a predicted model, not a curated record.